Molecule: messenger RNA, 1320 nt
Organism: Penaeus chinensis
Lineage: Eukaryota; Metazoa; Arthropoda; Malacostraca; Decapoda; Penaeidae
Product: glycine-rich cell wall structural protein-like
Exons: 7
Coding region: 1-1320 (439 amino acids)
Source: RefSeq, a predicted model, not a curated record
AUGAAUUUCAACCAAAAUAUAAGGCAAGAGUUAGAGUGCAUGACAGUUCAGAGCGCGGUCCACCUGUCUGGCUUUGCACGGCGCUCGCAAACAAGGGCACAAGUAAACCACCAACACACUUGUAUCCAGGCUGCUUGCUUGCUUGCACGGGAGGGUCAAGCGCCUAUAAAAAGCGCCGACGAAAAUCCACCUGCAGCUCAUUCAACAGGUUCGCGCAACAAGAGCAGGAUGAGAGCUGCUGUGGCUUUCGUGGCGUUAGUGGCGCUACUUUGCGUGGCGGAGGCCGACCCGGGAGGGAAGAAGAAAAGCGGAGGAAGGCGAGGCUCUGGGAGACACUUCAGCGGAGGCUACGGGGGAAGCUACAGCAGCGCCGGGGCCUUCGGCGGGAGCGCCAGUGCCGUUGCCGGCGCUGGAGGCUUCGGCGGCAGACCGGGAGGCUUUGGUGGGAGCGCAGGAGGCUUUCCGGGCAGUGCCGGAGCCUUCGGUGGCGCGACAGGAGGCUUCGGGGGCACCGGUGAAGCUUUGGCGGCCGACCAGUUGGCACCGGAGGCUACGGUGGACUGGGAGGCAGGCCAGUUGGCACCGGAGGCUUUGGAGGCACUUCAGGCUUCGGUGGCACCACAGGCGGCCUUCGGUGGCACUACAGGAGGCUUCGGUGGCUCUACAGGAGGCUUCGGUGGCUCUACAGGAGGCUUCGGUGGCACUACAGGAGGCUUCGGUGGCUCUACAGGAGGCUUCGGUGGCUCUACAGGAGGCUUCGGUGGCUCUACAGGAGGCUUCGGUGGCACCACAGGCGGCUUCGGUGGCUCUACAGGAGGCUUCGGUGGCACUACAGGAGGCUUCGGUGGCUCUACAGGAGGCUUCGGUGGCACUACGGGAGGCUUCGGUGGCACUACAGGUGGCUUCGGAGGCACCGGCGGACACUUUGGAAGCGGUGGCACUACAGGAGGCCUCGGCGGCAAUUCUGGAGGCUACGGUGGCAGUACAGGUGGCUUCGGUGGCACUACGGGAGGCUUCGGUGGCAGUACAGGAGGCUUUAGUGGCACAACUGGGGGCUUCGGUGGGUCUACAGGAGGUUUCGGAGGCACCGGCGGACAGUUUGGAAGCGGUGGCACUACAGGAGGCUUCGGCGGCACUUCAGGAGGCUUUGGCGGCACUUCAGGAGGCUUCGGCGGCACUUCAGGAGGCUUUGGCGGCACUUCAGGAGGUCACGGUGGCACGUCAGGAUCCGGAGCUGUUUCCGUCAUCGAUUUUGCUCGUAAAGGCCCGACAAAAGCUGCCACCUCGACAGGAAGCGGAAACAAGAAUUACGGGCGUUAA